Messenger RNA from Hymenoscyphus albidus, 1828 nucleotides. Lineage: Eukaryota; Fungi; Ascomycota; Leotiomycetes; Helotiales; Helotiaceae. The record is from the annotation of a GenBank genome assembly.
AUGGCCGACCAGGGGAAGGCACACUCGUUCAAAAACAGCGUAACUACCAUAGUAGCAGGAUCGCAAGAAACAUUAUCAACAAUGAGCGAGAAACCAACACUCGUACCAGGAGCUGCAGGGCCAAAACCGGCUCCAUCAGCGCUUUCCGACACAGAAGCGCAGCCAGUAAAACCUCCACCUUAUUCUGGGUUUUCGCCUGGGAGAAGGAGAUUCAUACUGGCUAUAACAACCAUUGCAGGGUUUAUGGGACCUCUUGCUGGUGGCAUCUAUCUUCCAGCACUUCCAGUUUUGAAGGAUGAGUUUAAGGUCUCUGCGACGGCAAUUAAUGCUUCCGUUACAGUUUUUAUGGCAAUGUUUGCCGUUGGUGUAAGUUCUCAAAGCUCCGCCCUACCAAUAUACCAUUGUAAUUGUUGAGUAUUGAUUGUAUUAUGGCCGUUAUUCUGGUCUAGCUUCUCGGAUUGGAAAGGAAGGAGACCAUUGUAUAUCAUUUCGCUUGCAAUUUACAUCGUGGCCAACAUUCUGUUAGCAGCUGUACCGGCGAAUUUUGGAGCACUGAUUGUCAUUCGCAUGGUGCAGUCGUUCGGUUCCUCUGCUGUUGUUUCGAUGGGAGCAGGGACUGUAGCUGAUGUGAGUUGUACUGUGGUAAUCCGCCUUCAAAAAGCUUCUAACCUAUUCCCAGGUUACCGAAGUUAAGCAUAGAGCAGCAGCGAUGUCAAUCUUCUUGCUGGGGCCGCAGUGUGGUCCCAUUUUUGGUCCAAUGUUGGGUGGUCUUUUCGCAGGCUUGACAACUUGGAGAUGGAUUUUUGGAUUCCUAGGUAUGCAGCUUUCGAAGGCAUGCUGUUCCUCUAGCUAACUUGCAACACAGCUAUAACUGGAUUCGUUCUCUGGGUAGUCAUUAUCUUGAUGUUGCCAGAAACGCUUCGAGCUAGAGUAGGAAACGGUUCAGUAUUUGCUGGAAAGGGCCUCAUUCUUAUGCCACCUGCAUUAUUCGCAACACCCGUGCCGGAGUCGCAAAGAGGACCUGCUCCACCAAAACCAUCUCUUAUUGGGUUCUGGCGAAUGUUCUGCUACGCCCCUAUUGGACUUGUCUCUUUCAAUACAGCAAUGCUUUACUCGACGUACUUUGCAAUUUCCGUACAUCUACCAACCGCGUUACAAGAUGUUUAUGGGUGGUCUACAACUGCUAUCGGUUUUGGUUUCCUUGCAGUUGGUAAGUGUUGGAAUAUAGAUAUCGAUGUAAGAUACUGACGGAAUUAGGAAUUGCCAUGAUUGUUGGCUCAAUGCUUGGUGGUCGUUUCUCCGAUUGGAGACGAAAGCGUGCUGUCGCAGCCUCCGAAUCUGAAACAGUCGACCCAGAGAAUCGACUCGUAGAUCAAAUUUGGGGUGUAUUGAUGAGUGUUGGCGGAUGCCUCAUGUACGGGUGGUUUGUGCACUUCAAGAUCCAUCCAGCUGCAGUCCUUGUGGCAACCUUUCUGAGUAAGUUCUUCCAAUUCAGCAUUCAGAACCAGGUGCUAACAUUGUGUUAGAUGGUUUCGGUAACAGCUGGGUGUUUGUCGCAACAACUGCUUUCUUGACAGAGUGUGUGAAGCAACAAGCUGCUGGCGCCUUUGCGCUGGGCAAUCUCUUACGGAACCCUGGAGCAGCCGUUGCAGCCGUUGUCAUUCAACCGCUUGUGUCAAAAAUGGGCGUGGGAUGGUGCUUCACGGGACUAGCAAUCGUGGACCUGAUCCUUGUUGGAAACGCUGUCAUUCUGUUACGAAUCAAAUGCCCUGGCUGGCGAAAGGAGAGGAUGGCAAAAAUGGCGGCUGCUGCUGCGGCAAAGAUGUAG